GCUGCGCUGACAGCAUCGGCAGAAGGGGCGGGCGCCCGCGUUGCCUCCUCCCUCCUCCAGCGGCCUCAGCCCGGCCCGAGGGGAGGACGAGGAGGCCCGCGGCACGCUGGACAUCGCGCCGCCUGCCAUCCCGCCGCUUGCGUGCCUCGCCACCACAGGGGGUCUCGGGUGUCCACUGCGGUCCAGGGCGCGGGGGUGUGGGCAGGCGGGCAGGGGGCGGGCUCCGCACCGCUGCUGCUCCAGCUGCGGGCGCUCCAGAGGCGCUCAAGGCUCCCGAGGGUUCCCUGCCGGGUGCUGCGCUACCCCACAAGCUGCCCGCAUGGACACGGCGCUGAAGCGGGGCCGGCCGGAGGAGCUGCAGGGCGAGGUCCCCCAGCUGCCGCCGCCGCCACCCCUGGGGGCGGAGGAGGAAGAGGAGACGGAGCCAGAGCUGAUGGAACAGGAGGAGGAAGAGGAGGAGGAAGAGAGGGAGGAGGAGGUGGACCCUAGAAUUCAGGGAGAACUGGAGAAGUUAAAUCAGUCUACGGAUGAAAUCAACAGACGGGAAACUGAACUGGAGGAUGCCCGCCAGAAGUUCCGCUCUGUUCUGGUAGAAGCCACAGUCAAACUGGAUGAGCUGGUCAAGAAAAUCGGCAAGGCGGUGGAAGACUCGAAACCUUACUGGGAGGCCCGGCGGGUAGCCAGACAGGCCCAGCUUGAAGCCCAGAAGGCGACUCAGGACUUCCAGAGGGCAACCGAGGUUCUCCGAGCUGCCAAGGAGACCAUCUCCCUGGCUGAGCAGAGGCUGCUGGAGGAUGACAAACGGCAGUUUGACUCCGCCUGGCAAGAAAUGCUUAAUCACGCCACCCAGCGGGUCAUGGAGGCUGAGCAGACCAAGACGAGAAGUGAGCUGGUGCACAAGGAGACAGCAGCCAAGUACAAUGCUGCCAUGGGCCGCAUGAGGCAGCUGGAGAAGAAACUCAAGAGGGCCAUCAACAAAUCCAAACCUUAUUAUGAACUCAAGGCAAAAUACUACGUCCAGCUCGAGCAAUUGAAGAAGGUGGUGGAUGAUCUGCAGGCCAAACUGUCUCUGGCCAAAGGCGAGUACAAGACAGCACUGAAGAACCUGGAGAUGAUUUCUGAUGAGAUCCAUGAGAGGAGGCGUUCCAGUGCCAUGGGUCCCCGGGGCUGUGGGGUGGGCGCUGAGGGCAAUGGCGUGUCUGCAGAGGAUCUCUCCAGGAACAAGGUGGAGUUCGACUCAGCUUCAGUGGCCUCGGAGGCAUUCGAAGAGGACAACUGCGGCAGCUUUGUGUCGGAAGACGAUUCCGAAACCCAGUCUGUGUCCAGCUUCAGUUCGGGGCCGACGAGUCCUUACGAGCUCCCGAGCCCGUUGUCUCUGGUCAUGAGGCCUGGCAGCCUCGAUCUGCCCAGCCCCGUGUCCCUCUCCGAGUUUGGGAUCAUGUUUCCCGUGCUGGGGCCCCGGAGUGAAUGCAGCGGGGCUUCGUCCCCAGAGUGCGAAGUGGAAAGAGGGGACAGGGCAGAAGGGGCCGAGAACAAGACGAGCGACAAAGCCAACAACAACCGGAGCGUCGGCAUGGCCGGCGGCGGACACGGCGGCACUUCCUCCCCCGCAGACCGGAGCCUGGACAACGAGCUCAAGCAGCUGUCGCUCCAGUACCCGAAGGGAAAGGACGGGCUCGUGGGCGACAGAAAAGUGGUGCAGAUAGGCUGAAGGGCGGAGGAGGCCGGUGCCCCGAGGUCGGAGGAUUGACGUGGGAAACUAGCCGUUCGGACAGUGUUGUGCCAAUAUUUCUUUACUAUAUGCCAAAUCUUAAGCAUUUACUCUGAACUGCACUGAUGGGGUUUGUGACGCGGCGGGCCGGAGCCAGCUCUGCUUCGGUGCCCAGCACGGUGUCCUGGGGAGGGGCGGGCUUGGGAGGAUGGAGGCUGGGAGCCGGCCAGGCAUUUGUAAACUACGUUUUCCCCAACAUCCUUGUUAGGAGCAAUAAGAGCCGCUUCCCAGACUCUGGCCAGAAAGCAGGAGGGCUGGGAGGUGGGCAUUGGGCUCUCCUUCCUCUUCCUAGACCCGCUCCCCGGGCCUCUGGGGCCGGCGGCCUCCUCAACGAAACGACUUCAAUCAUCGUCACUCAGAGAACUGGAAGGUCUUUCAGAAUGUGGCCUCCCCAAAGCCGUCCUCUCUGGGUCCCAGAGGAGAGGCCCAGCCUGACCCGCGGCCUCUCCUCCACAAGUGACCCGCUGUUAAGCCGGCCAAUGGUGCUCGCCACGGGCACCCCCUGGGCGCUCUGGCCCGGGAGGCCUGGGAACUUGCUGUCGGGGGCUCCUGGCUGGGGCAGGCAGUGUAGGGUAGGCCUGGCGAUGCCAGCCAAGGGGUGGUGGGAGGGGGGGAUCCACGGUUUGUUCUUCAUGAGAUGCAUGUGCCGGAGCCGUCGGCCUUUGUGGACUCUAGACUGACAAAGUGUUCAUUUCUGUGGGUUGUAACUUUUUCCUUCUCUUUUAAAAAGCAAUUCCUAAGGGUGACGCGGCUCCCGCGUACGUGACACUGUUCCUUCCAAGCUAGAAAGAGGGAGUUAGGCAUGUCUUGGCAAAGGCUGUCCCGCAGAAGCGGGGGGCCUCGUAGUUAUGCUCAUAGUUAAGCGUAGGUUACUUUUCUUUCCCGUUUUGGUGGUUUGCGUAGAUAAAGCACCGUAGCUGUCCCUUUGGUUCAAUGGGGGGGGGGGGGGCAUCACACCAACCGUUCCGACUCUCAGCCUAUUUCAGGAAUGAGGUCUUGGAUUCUCUGUUAUUGAUGUCACUGUUCCUGCCCCAUCUCCAAUAGCCAGUCCUGUUUGUAAACUUCUUCAUAUUGGUAAACCUUCAAUUUUUCCUAUUUUUUAUGGACUGAUACGGUAUCCUGAUUUCAAAGUUAUUUUGUACUUGUCUUAAUACCUUGAAUGUAAUAAAAACAAAAUCUCAAGCCA
Molecule: messenger RNA, 2957 nt
Organism: Gracilinanus agilis (Agile Gracile Mouse Opossum)
Lineage: Eukaryota; Metazoa; Chordata; Mammalia; Didelphimorphia; Didelphidae
Gene: SH3BP5
Product: SH3 domain binding protein 5
Exons: 9
Coding region: 320-1711 (463 amino acids)
Biological process (GO): negative regulation of protein tyrosine kinase activity; intracellular signal transduction
Cellular component (GO): cytoplasm
Molecular function (GO): protein kinase inhibitor activity
Source: RefSeq, a predicted model, not a curated record